This is a messenger RNA of Sphenostylis stenocarpa, 1671 nucleotides long. The record is from the annotation of a GenBank genome assembly. NCBI's taxonomy places the organism in Eukaryota, Viridiplantae, Streptophyta, Magnoliopsida, Fabales, Fabaceae.
AUGGUUUCGGUUGAUAAUGGGAUUGUGAACCCCAAAGAUGAAAUUGAGGAAUCUAAUGGCAGUAAAGUGAAGGAGUUUGUUUCUAUAGAUAUUUCAACAAGUCAAAUUCUGAGCAGAGAAGAUUCUCAGAAAAAGCUUCAGGGCACCUUAAGUUCUUCUGUUCCUAAUAGGAUAAAUUUUCUCAAAUUUGGUUCUGCAUCUGCUAAAUUCAAGAGGCUUGCUAUUGAGAGAGACCAGAUUUCACUAUCUGUGCCUUCUCCUCGAUCAAAGGGCCUGGGAGCACGUUUCAGAGGCAUGCUUACUCAGAAACUGGAUGGGGGUUCUAUCAAGAACAUGUGCAUGGAGUGGAUUAGAAGUCCAGUAAACAUGGCCCUUUUUGCGUGGAUCACAUGUGUUGCUAUUUCGGGUGCAAUUCUGUUCCUGGUCAUGACAGGCAUGUUGAAUCGUGUGCUUCCAAGGAAGUCUCAGAGAAAUGCAUGGUUUGAAAUAAAUAACCAAAUACUCAAUGCAUUGUUUACACUCAUGUGCUUGUAUCAACACCCUAAGAGGUUCUACCACCUUGUUCUUCUGAUCAGAUGGAGACCAAAUGACAUCUCUAGACUUAGAAAGGUGUACUGCAAGAAUGGUACUUACAAGCCCCAUGAGUGGGCACAUAUGAUGGUAGUGGUCAUUCUCCUUCAUGUUAACUGUUUUGCUCAAUAUGCACUUUGUGAUCUAAACUUAGGGUAUACAAGGUCUGAGAGACCCGCCAUUGGAGUUGGAAUAUCGAUAUCUUGUGCAUUUGCUGCUCCUGCAGUUGCUGGUUUGUACACCAUUCUUAGUCCACUUGGGAAGGACUAUGACUGUGAGAUGGAUGAAGAAGUACAGGUGGAGAUUACUGGCCCUCAAAGGCAAGAGCAGCCAAGAGAGAAACCAUGUGAGAAGAAAUACUCAUUUGCAUCCAAUGAUCAACAGAGGGUUGUUGAAAAUAGACCAAAGUGGAGUGGAGGAAUACUUGACAUAUGGAACGAUAUUUCCUUAGCAUAUCUUUCACUUUUCUGCUCCUUUUGUGUCUUUGGGUGGAAUAUGGAGAGACAUGGAUUUGGAAACAUGUAUGUCCAUAUUGCCACUUUUAUGCUAUUUUGUAUAGCUCCUUUCUGGAUUUUUAUUUUGGCUUCCGGUAACAUAGAUGAUGACAAUGUUAGGUUGGCUCUAGCAGCUGUUGGAAUCGUUCUUUGUUUUCUUGGUUUACUAUAUGGCGGAUUUUGGAGGAUCCAAAUGAGAAAGAAGUUCAACUUACCUGCCUAUUACUUCUGUUUUGGCAAACCUUCAGCUUCUGAUUGCACACUUUGGCUAUGCUGUUCCUGGUGCUCUCUUGCUCAAGAAGCAAGGACAGGGAAUAACUAUGAUCUUGUAGAAGAUCAGUUCUCUAGGAAACAAACUGAUGCUAGUAACCAACCUUCAAUUUCACCUUUGGCUCGGGAAGAUGUAGUACCCAUAAAAUCUGGCACAAGUUCUCCUCAGCGUGACAACUCUUCCCCUUGUAUGAUGAAAACAUCUAGUCCUCCAAAUUCAAGCAAUGUCUUAAAAGGAAAUUAUAGUUCAGAUAGUAUUGUAGAAAAAGAGAAUUGUGAAAGAGGUGGAGAUGGAAUAAUGAAUCCACCGGCUCCCUUAGUGAUACAAAGAGAGUGA